This is a messenger RNA of Anneissia japonica, 2066 nucleotides long. Its product is annotated as diencephalon/mesencephalon homeobox protein 1-like. Lineage: Eukaryota; Metazoa; Echinodermata; Crinoidea; Comatulida; Comatulidae. Gene Ontology annotation, biological process: regulation of transcription by RNA polymerase II. The record is from RefSeq and is a predicted model, not a curated record. The coding region runs from base 303 to 1001 and encodes 232 amino acids. The transcript is spliced from 3 exons. Gene Ontology annotation, molecular function: DNA-binding transcription factor activity, RNA polymerase II-specific; RNA polymerase II transcription regulatory region sequence-specific DNA binding.
AGCCUAAGCUAAAAGGGGAUUAUUUUCUCUAUAUAAUGGUCUGUGAUCAGCUUAAUUUCAUUAGAUGACGAUCAGACAAAUUGCUUACUAUUUACUGAAACGUUAUUGGCCAAUCGAAAACCCGCUUUGAUAACAAUUCGAAUCAGCUUGAACACUAAGUGAACAACACCGUAACGAAUCGCUUCAAACCCACAGUUUAUUCGCAGGUGUUUGAGUGAUAACGCACGCGGACCUGGAAUAUAUAGUAUACCCCAAUGUUCUGCUGGUUAAACUUUUUUAGAAAAAAAAGUUACCUAAUAUAAAUGAUAGACAUGGAUCCACGCACAGCGACUGCUUUCCGGUUGUCAUCGUUAUCUCACGGAUGUUUUCCAACUCCUAUGAGCGCUCUCACGGUACCAUCCUUUUCCAUAGAUAAUAUUUUAGCUCCCAGGCCAUAUGCUUUUCACACGAGGCCUAACCCUUACAUGCCUGUAGCAAACCCAGCUCAUUUAUCAUCGAUAUCUCCCGAAUACCACCUGGCAUAUCCCGCAUUUGCCGGUUACCCGUCACUGGAGAUGAUGAGCAAGGCACACAAACGGAAGCGUCGGCAUAGAACGAUAUUCACGGAAGAACAGCUUGAACAACUCGAAGUCACAUUUGAAAAAACACACUACCCUGACGUCAUGAUGCGGGAGGAAUUAGCUAUGAAAGUCGACCUCAAAGAAGAAAGAGUAGAGGUUUGGUUCAAAAACAGACGUGCCAAAUGGAGGAAACAGAAGCGAGAGCAACAAGAAACCGUCAAGCGAGCCUCAAACUUAGAUGUUGAAAAUAGUCAUCCAACCACACUCGUACCAAACAGUCCAAACUACAGUGACGAUGAAGACGAUCCAAAUACCACUACUGCCAACACAGAAACGAACGAAAAUAAACAUUUUAAAAUAAAAAAAGAAAUCGAAAAGAUAGAUAUUAUAAGCGGAACGUCUUUAAUUUCAGGUUUUAAUAAUAUUAAUAACACUCACUAAUUUCCCAUAGUUCCCAAAUUCGAAAAAUCCUUUCUGUUAGAUCUGAUUAAAUGAGCUUCCUUAAUAUAUUUUAUUUUAUUUUGCCGUGCGCAUGGUACGAAUCGGCGCUGACUUUCCUGAGACAAUUGAUAAUAAAGUAGUAAAAACAUUCAAAUAUUAUGAAUUUGCGGGAGAUGGUUUAUUUUCCGGGGGAUUCGUCCUUUGAUUGCGGGAGUGCAGGGAGAAUCCGACAAGUUCCGGGAGACUUCGGACCAUCCCUGUAAAAUCCUGGUUUCCAUAAAAUCGUUAUUUAAUAAGUGUUGCAAGAAUCUGGUUCUGGUGGGUAAAGCCGACCUCCAAAAUGUUUAGGAGUAUAACAGGAGGGGUAGAAAUAGUGUCAAAUUACAGGAAAGGUCCACCACCACAUGAGCAGGAUUGCCGUAUCGCCUCAGGCCGCAUUGCACCUGAUAGUUAGGAAACUCACAAUCACAAGAGCAUCGGCUUUGCGAAAAAAAAACAAAAAACAAAUUUGGUAGUGAAAUCUUGGAACGUUUAGAAAUAGAGUAAGUGAAAAUUACACCUCCAAGAAAGGAGGCGAGAAGAUUAGAAUAUUAAGAGUAAUAAAAUAAUAAUAAUAAUAAUAAUAAUAAUAAUAAUAAUAAUAAUAAUAAUAAUAAUAAUAAUAAUAAUAAUGUCAUCUUAUUAGGCGCACGUAUCCAUCUCUUGGUAGAGCUGCUCGUGACGCCGUUUUCCGCCUGCAGAGUGUUAACUAGCAAUUAUAUGGAAACUAUGCUUAGUCAUACUAUUGGUUUUUCUAUCACAUUUAAAGAUAGAUUUGUAUUUAUUUAACAUAGUUUGGAUUACUUAGUUUACUAAUUAAUCAUUUCAGUUUUUGAGGGCCAUCCCUUUUCAUGACAGACGGUUAUCUUUAAUUUGCUAAAGAAAGCGACAGGGGGCGGUUACUCAUGAACUGACGAAUAAAAAUUACAAGCCGCCGCUGUAGUCGCAAGAGUGCAUAAGCAACUCGACAAUGAUAACGCGUAAUUCUAGAUAAACUACAAAAAAAAAAAAAAAAAAAAAAAAAAA